AUGAAGCUUGCCGUUUUGAUUUGGUCAGCUGUGGUAGUGCUCGUGCUAGUCCUCGCCAUCCCGGAGGCAAACGGAAAUGUGCACGACUUUGAGGGAAACGAUCUGCACAACUCGCCAGGGACGGGUUCGGGCCAUGCCGGACGCGGAUUUACCGAUAGUGCGCGUGACAUCCUGGCCAGUCCAGCCGGGCAAUUGGCGGCUUAUAUGGCGAAGGAAAUGAUCAGUCGAUCGGCCGGAAACAGUCAGGUGCUGAGCCUGAACCUGACCAACCUGUUGAUUCUGUUCCUGCUGAAGGCGCUCAUCUUCGCCGCCGGACUGAUCGGGGCCGGAAACUGGAGUCAGUACGCGCGCGGCCGCAGCGAGCAGGGUGCCGCAAAUGGUGGCUUUCUGCUGCCCGGCGAAGCCAACCUCAUCCUCGGCUAUCUGGCGGCGGAGGGUUCGGGCCAGGACGGGUGCCUGAUGCGUUCCGCCUGCCGAGCGCCCCGCACCGCCGACGAGUACGCACGGGCGGCGCACGCCCUCAUGAAGGGUGCGGAAAUGUUCAACCCGGAAGUGGCGGAAAACUACAACUACAAGCGGCUGCUGGCGAGCCUGGACCGGGCGGCAAUGGAGGGCCUUCAGGGGGCUCCGUGCGAGAUGAUCUACGCUUGCCACAUCUGA
Anopheles coustani is the source of this 660-nucleotide messenger RNA. RefSeq lists its product as uncharacterized. Bases 1 to 660 code for a protein of 219 amino acids. NCBI's taxonomy places the organism in Eukaryota, Metazoa, Arthropoda, Insecta, Diptera, Culicidae. The transcript is spliced from 3 exons. The record is from RefSeq and is a predicted model, not a curated record.